UUUAUACCAACUUUUUAUUCUCUCUCUCUCUCUAGAUUAGUAAACAACUUUUCGACUUUUUAUGCUUUCUACUGAAAGUCCUCUCAGAUCCUGUCCUAGCUCAUCUUCAGUGAAACCUUCUUCAGUUUCUUGAAUUUAAUUUCCUCUUAGUCCUAACCAUUUUUGAGUGAUAUAAGAAAUGAGUGAGCACCGAUUCCUUGAAAAAACUUUCAGAUGAUUUGCUGAUAUCUUCUCAACCUCCGAUCUGGGUUUUGGUUUUAAGUUCAUACCCACUAAAUAGAAAAAAAAAAUCAGAAAAUUAGAGCUAGUAAUUAAGAUUUAGGGUAAAGGAACAAUCUUUUUGUGGAAAAUUUUGGAAAUGAUUCAGCUACUGUUUCUAAUUCUGUUCGUGGAAGGUGCUAUUACAUUCUUGUUACUAAUCAAGAUUGGUCCUUUGAGGGAGCUUGUGAUUAAAAGCCUUGACCAGAUGAAAAUGGGGAAAGGUCCCGCCACUGUGAAAACCAUCGCUGGAACCAUGGCUGUUAUCCUCUUCUCCAACCUCAUGAGCAUUGUCAAGAUCCAGAACAAAGGUGCAAAGCUCGGGACUAUGUCUCCUAUGGAUCAGGUUCUUUGGAGAACCCACUUGCUUGAAGCUUCUCUAAUGGGAGUGGUACUGUUUCUUGGCUUUGUGAUAGACAGAAUGCACCAUUACUUAAAAAAGCUACUCAAUUUAAGAGGCAACGUCGGAUCAUCUAAAGAAGAGCUUGAACAGCUUCAGAAAGAGAGAAGCGAAUUAAAGGAGAAACAGGAGAAGGCAUCCAAGGAAAUCAAGGAGCUGCAAGAGAAACUGUCAUCUAUGUCAGAGAGACUUAAGAGAGCAGAGACCGAGUGUAAGGAGAAAGAGAAGAAGGUGGAAGCAGCUGAAACACAUGUCACGGCUCUACAAAAACAGUCUGCAGAGCUGCUUCUGGAGUAUGAUAGUUUGCUAGAAGAUAACCAAAAGCUCCAAAGUCAGAUUUUGGGGAAAACUAAGAGCUAAAUUGUAAGAUUUUAGGGAGUGUUGUUGUUGUUAACAAUGGUUGAUUGAGAAAGAGAGUUUUUUUCUUUAAUGGAGGGUUGAAGUUAGCAUUUUUGUGUUUUUGAGUAUAUGGUUGAUGUUGAAUGUCUUAUGAAACUUGUUCGUGCUGUCUAUAUCGACUCUUUUGGAAUGUGUUUGUUGACAGUUUUAUCAAAAUUGAUCUUGACUGUGAC
Messenger RNA from Eruca vesicaria subsp. sativa (arugula), 1230 nucleotides. NCBI's taxonomy places the organism in Eukaryota, Viridiplantae, Streptophyta, Magnoliopsida, Brassicales, Brassicaceae. The record is from the annotation of a GenBank genome assembly.